Messenger RNA from Macadamia integrifolia, 844 nucleotides. RefSeq lists its product as uncharacterized. The record is from RefSeq and is a predicted model, not a curated record. Gene Ontology annotation, molecular function: protein dimerization activity. Lineage: Eukaryota; Viridiplantae; Streptophyta; Magnoliopsida; Proteales; Proteaceae. The coding region runs from base 189 to 839 and encodes 216 amino acids. The transcript has 2 exons.
AUAAUUCAAUCAGAUACAUUUUGGGAGGGGGCAAAGGAAGUUGUUGCUUUCAUGGAGCCACUUAUUCGUAUUCUUCGCCUUGUUGAUUUAGAUGGUUCUACUGCAGGUUACUUAUAUGAAGCAACAGAAAGGGCAAAAGAAACAUUGAGAAAAUUUGUGGAAAGGAUGGAGGGAAGUAUUUAGCCAUAAUGGAUUUGUUUCAAUUUAGGUUAGAGAAGAACAUUAUUCAUCAUGUUCAUUUCUUUGGUGCACUUUUGAAUCCUUCUAUUAUGUUUGGUGGUCGACUUGAUAUUGAUGGAACUAAAUUUAUGAAUGUACAAGAAUUUAUUAUGGACAUCAUGGUUCCUUUAGAAGAUCGUGAGCAAUUCAUGCAAGAAGUCAUUGAUUAUCGCAUGAAAAGUCCUUUGUUGUUCAAUAUGACAGGGCAGACAAUGAUAAAAACUAACCAUCCAAGGAUUUGGUGGCAAUUUGUUGGUAGUGCAUUUCCUGUGCUUCAAAAUAUUGCUUGUAGAAUCUUGAGUCAGCCUUGUAGUUCCUCUCCUUGUGAGCGUAAUUGGAGUGCUUGGGAUGCAGCACAAACAAAGAAAAGAAAUAGAUUAGCCCCAGAGAUGCUAGAGGAUUUGGUGUACAUCAGGAUGAACUCUAUGAUGAGGGAGAACUAUGAAAGCCAACUACAUAAAGAUUCAAGGCCUAUUGAUUUAGACAAUCUUGGUGACUUACCUAUAGUAGACUUUGAGCUUGAAAUGGAGAGGCUUGAGCAGACGUACGAGGAACCUGAACCAUCUGACACUGGAGCUGAUGGAGGAUCUACUUCAUAUAGUUUAAUGUCUCCUCAUUGAUCUUU